Ananas comosus (pineapple) is the source of this 1605-nucleotide messenger RNA. RefSeq names its product protein CDC73 homolog. The record is from RefSeq and is a predicted model, not a curated record. NCBI's taxonomy places the organism in Eukaryota, Viridiplantae, Streptophyta, Magnoliopsida, Poales, Bromeliaceae. Gene Ontology annotation, cellular component: Cdc73/Paf1 complex. Gene Ontology annotation, biological process: positive regulation of transcription elongation by RNA polymerase II; transcription elongation by RNA polymerase II. Gene Ontology annotation, molecular function: RNA polymerase II complex binding.
UGGAUUGAUUUACUUACAGCAAUUAUAUUCAGCACAGUUAGUUAAGAUUCUUAAAAAUAAUAAAAUCUUCAAUCUCAAAUUCUCAACCCAAAAAAUAAAAAAAUAAAAAAAGGUGGUCGACAGAUGACGUGGCGGACGCGGUCUAGGGAACAUUUUGAUAUCCGCUACGACUCUUAAUGUACUACUCCAUAGUCCAUACUCGCUGCGCCGUGACGGCUCGCGUGACGCACUCAAAUCGAAAGCUCUUAAUUAGCGAACAAAACCCUCGCUCGCUCCCUGUCUCUCUCUCUCUGGCACUCGCACUCGCACUCGCACUCGCACACAGAGGGAGAGGGGGAGAGAGAGAUUGUGAUCCGGAUGGAUCCGCUGUCGGUGCUGCGGGACUUCGCGGCGCGGGGGGAGCUGGAGAAGAUCACGCAGGUCGGGGAGGAGUUCCGGUUCGGGGCGGGCGGCGAACCGACUACCUCCAGUCCGCCCGCCUCCGCCGCCUCCCCACCGUCACCCUCCCCGACCGCCGCCCCCUCCUCGACUACCUCCUCGGCCGCACCUCCUCCUCCUCCGCCCUCGCCAUCGACCUCCUCCCCUCCGCCCCCGAUCCCCCCGCCCCCCUUGAACAUUCCAGGGGGGUUUCCUCCGACGACCCCGCCCGCGCCGGCGACGGCGACGGCGACGUCGACUACGUCGCCAUGAUCCGCGCCCUCGAGCGGCCCCUCAAGGACCGCGAGGCCCUCCUCGCCUGCCGCAACCGCGACUUCCUCGCCGUGCUCGCCGCCGCCACCCGCCGCGAGGAGGAGCGCCACCGCGCCGAGGCGCUCCAGCGCAAGGACGGCCUCGUCGCCCGCACCCGCCUCGCCGGCGCCGCCGGACCCCCCGCCGCAUCCGACGCCGCCGCAGCCGCCGCCGCCGGGGACGAUCCCGCGGAGCCGAAGCCGAGGACGCUGCUCAAGGCCGGGAAGGUCGGGGAGGGGGUCCCGAUCAUCCUCGUGCCGAGCGCGUCGCAGACGCUGAUCACCAUCUACAACGUGAAGGAGUUCCUCGAAGACGGGGUCUUCGUGCCCACGGACGUGAAGACGAAGGCGAUGAAGGGGGCGCGCCCGGAGCGCGUCACGGUGCAGAAGAAGCUGAGCCGCGACCGCGCCGUGGCCGCGUACGAGGUCAGGGACAAGCCCUCCGCGCUCAAGCCCGACGACUGGGACCGCGUCGUCGCCGUCUUCGUGCUCGGCAAGGAGUGGCAGUUCAAGGACUGGCCGUUCAAGGACCACGUCGAGAUCUUCAACAAGAUCAUUGGAUUCUUUGUUCGGUUUGAGGAUGACAGUGUGGAAUCAGCAAAGAUGGUCAAACAGUGGAAUGUGAAGAUCAUCUCAAUCAGCAAAAAUAAAAGACAUCAGGACAGAGCUGCUGCACUUGAGGUGUGGGAUCGGCUGGAAGCAUUUAUGAGGUCACGCUCGCAUUGAUGUACCUCGUGUCCUGAGAAGAUAAUAGUGAGUUUAGUUUCAACGCAAGUGUAGAUUGUGGAUUAUUAUGGUCUGUUUAUAUUUGAAUUAUCAUCCCUAAUUAUGUACUGCACAAUUCUUGCCUAAAGUGCUGAAAGGUUUUGCUUGGUUA